This is a messenger RNA of Ictalurus furcatus (blue catfish), 1031 nucleotides long. RefSeq names its product homeobox protein goosecoid-2. The transcript is spliced from 2 exons. Gene Ontology annotation, molecular function: RNA polymerase II cis-regulatory region sequence-specific DNA binding; DNA-binding transcription factor activity, RNA polymerase II-specific. Gene Ontology annotation, biological process: regulation of transcription by RNA polymerase II. The record is from RefSeq and is a predicted model, not a curated record. Gene Ontology annotation, cellular component: nucleus. NCBI's taxonomy places the organism in Eukaryota, Metazoa, Chordata, Actinopteri, Siluriformes, Ictaluridae. The coding region runs from base 272 to 778 and encodes 168 amino acids.
ACACCUUCACAAAACUGCCCAGAUUAAAUGGGAUUUUUUUUUUCUUCACCCACUUUAUACUUUUUUUUGUGCUUUCUGUAUAGGGGGAUUAUGUUUUGUUUCCUUUCUUUAAUCUAUUGAGUAAAUGGGGGGUUUGACACGAAGCACAAGGAGCAGAGAGAGAGAGAGAGAGAGAGCGAGAGCGAGAGCGAGAGAGAGAGAGGAAAAAAGAUGCAGUUCUAUAUGAAAGUCUGCUUCUUUGGAGUCCCAGAGCAGAGGAGCGCAGCAGACCAUGGAGAUGGACGAAGCACACAUGGAGAAGAAGUCGUUCGCCUUCAGCAUUGACAGCAUCCUGAGCAGGACGUUUGAGAGAAGUGACGAGAGCAAAGCGAGCACAGCUUCCGACGCACGACACUCUUCUAAAGAUGAUCCGGAUCUGGAGUCAGGAGCGACUACAAAUCCCGUGGAGCCCCUUCAUCAUGUCUGCGUGUGCUGCUGUUACUGCUCACAUUGUGGAGAGAUGCUCCAGGCUGAUUACCUGCCUGCAAUGUCCUGUCAGCUUGCAUGGAGCAAGAGAGUGCUGAAUGAGACGAGCCUGACAGGAGAAGGUCAGAGGAGAGAGAGCUUCGGUCAGAUCCAGAAGCGGAUCCGGCGUCACCGCACCAUCUUCACCGAGGAUCAGCUAGACGCUCUGGAGGAGCUGUUUGUGCAGAACCAAUAUCCAGACAUACAUACUCGUGAGCAGCUCGCCGAGAGGACUCGCCUGAGAGAGGAGAGGGUCGAGGUGAGAACUGUCUAGAAAAACAUCACAGAAUACAUUUUAACAUGUCAUUUGGGGUCUGGAACUCUUUAUGAAAACCGUGGUGUGGUUAAAGAUUCUGUCAAUAAUCAGUGUGAUGCACGUUUAGGUGUGGUUCAAGAAUCGUCGAGCCAAGUGGCGAAGACAGAAGAGGCUACAGUUCAGUCUCCAUGGGCAAGAUGAGUGGAAAAAUGUCCUUCAUGGUGAUUGAAACGCUCUAAUUUGUGUAAUAUGUGUGAGCAAUGACGUAACA